Molecule: messenger RNA, 1630 nt
Organism: Schizosaccharomyces cryophilus OY26
Lineage: Eukaryota; Fungi; Ascomycota; Schizosaccharomycetes; Schizosaccharomycetales; Schizosaccharomycetaceae
Exons: 1
Coding region: 47-1354 (435 amino acids)
Source: RefSeq, a predicted model, not a curated record
UUUCUCUGCAUGGUAAAAUUCUGCCUAAAGCCAUAGUGUUUAUAAUAUGGGUAUAAAGGAUAAAUCACAGGGUUUGGAAGAUGAAACGAUGGAUACUAUUAGUAUCCUGAGCAGUUCUGUUGAUCAGUUAAGUGUAGGGUCUUCAGAAGAUUUGAAUAUGGUGGAGAAUCCAAGAACAUGGAAUCAGCAAUUCGAAAGCAUUGUUGAUGAAUUAUUAGAAGUGAGAAAAGUUGGGUCAAAAGAGCGGGAAGGACAUUUGAGGAAACUAUACAACUUGUGCACUCGAUAUUAUGUAAAACGAGUUGCCGAAAAAAUCGGUCCUCUGGAAGAAAUACUCUUAAAGCUCUUCCACUCUUCACGUUCUGAUGCUGAAGUUAUUAUCACAAUGAGACUGUUGUGUGCUUUAUGUUUGGCUUCAGUAUUUUCAGUAGAGGGACUUUGGACUGCUACAGAGGGUCGUUUCAAUGCUCUCGUAAAUGAUGCCCAGUCAACAGCAGUAAAGUGUGAAGCUAUGCUCUCUUUAUCGCUUUUGACAGUCCUCUUGGACUCUGAGCCUGAUAUUAUCGACUUUGGUUAUCAACUUGCAAGUAUCAUCGAGUCUGAUGGUGCAGUGGUUAAUGCAGAGGAUAACGAAGACGUGGUUGGGAUUGCUUGUCAAUCCCUUGGACUCUUGCUAACCGGCAUAACAUCCUACAGUGAAUUCGUCAGCUCUGCUGCUGAAGCACUUGCUGAGCAAUUGGAAGCUGCCAGUAUAGACGUACAGAUGGGAGCUGGGCAAGCUCUGGCAGCUUUGUAUGAGCGUAUUACAGACACGCAUUCUGAAGAAGAAAAUGGAAAAGGAUCCAUAGAUAAUGAUAUUUUUCCUGAUCGCAUUCAUUUACUUUCUAUUCUUCGUGACCUUUCCACUGAAUCCUCUAAAAGUAUCGCUAAAAAGCAUAGAAAAGUGUUACACCAAACAUUCCGAAACGUCCUUCAAACAAUUGAAAAUCCUCGAUCUUCUGGUAACUUAAGGUCUUCUAUGAGAAUAGGCAAGUCGACAGUUCAGCUUGACACCUGGAAAAAGAUUCUACGAGCCCAAAGUCUUAAGUACAUCUUACGGUCAGCAUUUCCUGUUUACUUUGCGAAAAGCUCUUUUCUUCGUAAUUUCAUGGAUUAUUCUGGGUAUGUUGCUGGUAUAGCUAUGAGUGAUUCUGAAUCCGACAAUGAAGAAGAAGAAGCGGAAAAUUACAUUGAUGACCAGAAAAGGGGUCUUACAGGCGCCGAAAGAAGAGAAAAAGACCGUGUUCGUGACCGACAAAGACGUCAGGAGCAGAGAAACAGAACUGACUUUGUCAAUUCUUAUUAUUUCUCUUAAAAAUGGUUUUAGCAACAAAAAGAACUUCUCCGAGCCCACGAAUUAUAAUUGUUUUAUUGGUAUAUACCUUUGGACCCUAUUUUAAUUAGUCAUUUGACUUUACUCCUAUUCCCUUUUGUUUUGGUUUUUUUUUUUUUUUUUUUACUAUGGAUAUCUGGUUAUGAUUAUAUUUAUCUUAUCAUUAAGCACGCUUGCUUACAAUUUAUAAAAUUUUAUCGGGCUAAUAAAAAUUAAUUCAUAAUUUACAACUAAUAAACAUUCCCUUUCCUUUCCAAA